GGAAAAUAUCUUGGUCUGUAUCUCAGGAACUGGGUCAGAUGACUGAUGGGCAGAAGAUCAUCUGCACACCUGGCGACAAUCAGGCGUUGGACUGGCCGCAGUGCAUGGCCAGCGCUGGACAGCACCACCACACCAGCACGGAGGUCCAGACAGAUGCUAUGUCCGUCCAUCCCCUCAUCCCUCUGCUCAUAUACAGCGACAAACACUUCCUUCCCUCCUCCCCAUACGACCAGCAGAUCAGUGCGGCGCUCUCUUGUAACCAUGGCGACCCCUUCAACAGGCCUGGAGUUCCGGUGAAGAAGCCUCUGAACGCGUUCAUGCUUUACAUGAAGGAGAUGAGACACAAAGUCCUGCAGGAAGGUCACGAGAAGGAGAGCGCCGCCAUCAACCGCAUCCUGGGACGGAGGGCAAGUCUCUUCCAGUGCUUCUCUGAACUCAAUGGUGCGACGACUUCCAAAUACUACGCCCUGGCUCAGAAGGAGAGGGAGCUCCACAUGCAGCUCUAUCCUGGAUGGUCCGCUAAGGACAACUACGGUAAAAGGAAAAAGAAGCGAAGCCAGCCGUUCCAAGGCAGCAGCCUGUGCUUCGGUUAG
Molecule: messenger RNA, 593 nt
Organism: Synchiropus splendidus (mandarinfish)
Lineage: Eukaryota; Metazoa; Chordata; Actinopteri; Syngnathiformes; Callionymidae
Product: transcription factor 7-like
Exons: 6
Coding region: 39-593 (184 amino acids)
Biological process (GO): canonical Wnt signaling pathway; regulation of transcription by RNA polymerase II
Cellular component (GO): beta-catenin-TCF complex
Molecular function (GO): DNA-binding transcription factor activity, RNA polymerase II-specific; RNA polymerase II cis-regulatory region sequence-specific DNA binding
Source: RefSeq, a predicted model, not a curated record